Messenger RNA from Theobroma umbraticum, 680 nucleotides. RefSeq lists its product as uncharacterized. Lineage: Eukaryota; Viridiplantae; Streptophyta; Magnoliopsida; Malvales; Malvaceae. Gene Ontology annotation, molecular function: calcium ion binding. The record is from RefSeq and is a predicted model, not a curated record.
CAAAUUAAUUAGAGCAGAAUGAGUGUGGAAGUGUUAGACAGUUCUACAAUCUUGGCCUUCAUUGAAGAUGAAGAAGCAUUCCAUGACUCUAUAAGAGAUCAUUUUGCUCUCCUUGACACUGACAACGAUGGAAUUCUGUCUUACGCAGAGAUGUUGAAGGAGUUGCAGAGUUUGAGGGUCUUUGAAACCCACUUUGGCAUAGAUGUUAAGACAGACCCAGACGAAGUUACUCAUGUCUAUGAUUCUUUGUUUGGGCAGUUCGAUCGUAACUCCAACGGGACGGUGGAUUUGGAGGAGUUCAAGACGGAGACAAAGCAAAUGAUGCAGGCCAUGGCCAAUGGAAUGGGAUUCUUACCUGUCCAAAUGGUGCUCGAAGAAGGCAGCUUCCUCAAGAAAGCAGUGGAGUGGGAGUCCACCAAAGCUUGAAUUGUUUAUUUCUUCCUUCACAUGUUGUUUCAAAACAAUUUAUAAGUCUGAAUUAGUUCCAAUGAAAAGUUUAAAUGAAUUAAAUGUACCCUUUUUAUAGAAACAAAAAAGUAUUUAAGUUCUUAUUAAUUGUUCUGUUUUGGCAAAUUAAAGAUGGCAGGAUUGAUUAUAUAUUCCUAAGUAUGCCUAAUCGUGUAUUAUUUAUUUUGUAUGGUCUGAUAACCAUUUCAUCUAAGGAUAAUGAUACGUUUAAU